Kuraishia capsulata CBS 1993 is the source of this 1968-nucleotide messenger RNA. RefSeq lists its product as uncharacterized. Bases 1 to 1968 code for a protein of 655 amino acids. Gene Ontology annotation, cellular component: mitochondrion. Gene Ontology annotation, molecular function: GTP binding; GTPase activity; mitochondrial ribosome binding. The transcript has a single exon. The record is from RefSeq and is a predicted model, not a curated record. Gene Ontology annotation, biological process: positive regulation of translation. NCBI's taxonomy places the organism in Eukaryota, Fungi, Ascomycota, Pichiomycetes, Pichiales, Pichiaceae.
AUGCUAUCCACAUUUUUUUUCAAGCAGCAUGGUCUCAUACGACAGGGUGCUCGGUCAUUUGCGAAGAUAACCACGAGAUUAGCGGAAUAUGACGACUCUCUCAUAGAUAACAUCCACAACCCUACACCCUCACUCACACCAGCACAGCUCCAAGAAAAGAUCGAGAAAAUUCCCAUAGAAAACUACAGGAACUUCGUGAUUGCUGCACAUGUUGACCAUGGCAAGUCUACACUUAGUGAUCGUCUCAUGGAACUCACUGGCGUUGUUGAGCCUGGUGGAGCCAAGAAACAGAUCCUGGACAAGCUUGAUGUGGAGCGAGAACGCGGGAUCACAGUCAAAGCCCAGACGGUCAGCAUGAUUUAUCAUUAUCUUGGAGAAGACUAUUUACUUCAUCUUGUUGAUUCUCCGGGCCAUGUCGAUUUUAGAGAAGAAGUGUCCAGAUCGUAUGCCUCGGCAGACGGAGCCGUAUUGCUGGUAGAUGCGUGCGAAGGUGUUAAGGCACAAACUAUGGCAAAUGCAACUCUCGCAAAGACAAUGGACUUGACACUGGUACCAGUGUUGAACAAGAUCGAUUUAGACGGUGCCGAUAUUCCUAAGGUGCAAGAUCAAGUGGCGUCGCUAUUUAGUGUCUCAAAAGACGAUAUGGUCAAUGUUUCAGCUAAGACCGGUCUUUACUGCAAACACAUCCUCCCCAAGAUUGUUGAGAUGGUUCCACAUCCUUCUGGAUGCCUGAAUAAGCCGUUAAGAGCACUGCUGGUGGAUUCAUGGUACGACCCGUACAAGGGUGUCAUCCUGCUCAUGAACAUCGUUGACGGAGAGUUGAAGAAGGGCCAAAAGAUUGUGAGUUGUAAGAACGGAAAAAGUUACGAGGUCAAGGAAGUUGGAAUAAUGUAUCCGGACAGAAUACCAAUGAAGAAAUUGAGUGCAGGUCAGGUUGCAUAUGUUGUUCCUGGAAUGAAAAACUCCAGCGAAGCCUUUGCUGGUGAUACGUUUUAUGCUCUGGGUAAGCGCGUUGAACCUCUUCCUGGAUUUGAGCCACCGCAGCCAAUGGUAUUCGUGGGUGCAUUUCCAGCUCAAGGCGAAGACUUCACCACUCUGGACCAGAGUAUCCAACAUUUGGUCCUAAACGAUUGGUCCGUAUCUCUCAAACGUGAAACUUCCAAUGCCCUCGGCCAAGGCUGGAGAUUGGGUUUCUUGGGCUCUCUGCAUGCUUCUGUCUUUAGACAGAGACUGGAGAAGGAGUACGGUGCAAAGCUGAUUAUCACCGCACCAACUGUGCCCUAUAAAGUCGUAUAUAAAUCGGGGGAAGAGAAGAUCAUCUCCAACCCGGAUGAUUUUCCUGACCUGAAGGAGAAGAUGAAGAUCGACUAUUUGGCCGAGCCAUAUGUCACAGUCAAUAUGGUGAUGCCCGAGGAGUACAUGGAUGUUGCCAAGACGCUUUCCACCAAAAAUCGAGGUGAGCUGUUGGAGAUCAGUCCAUCUAUGAAUUCCCAGGUGAAUAUGAAAUAUGAUUUACCCUUGUCUCAUCUGGUUGAUGACUUCUUCGGGAAACUCAAAUCUGCAACCAGAGGCUAUGCGAACAUGGACUAUCAGGAUGCCGGCUAUAAAAGAUCUGAUAUCGUGAAGCUGGAACUUUUGCUAAAUGGCAAGGGUGUCGAUGCUUUAGCCACUGUGAUGCACAAAUCACAAGUAGAGAAGAACGCGAGGGAAUUUGUGUCGAGAUUGAAGGAAUACUUGAGAAUUCAACAAUUCGAGGUGCAAAUUCAGGCCAAGGCACAAGGCAGAAUUGUUGCCAGAGAAACAAUCAAGGCCAGGAAGAAGGAUGUGUUGGCCAAACUGCAUGCCAGUGAUAUCACCAGGCGUAAGAAGUUGUUGGAAAAACAAAAGCAGGGAAAGAAAAUGCUGAAGGCCACUGGUAGUGUCAGCAUAUCCAGUGAUGCGUACCAGGCCUUCCUGAGACGCAAUUGA